UAUACCAAAUUUAUUGGCAUAAUUCAAAAUAUUUCAGUCCAAGAGGUAAAAAUUUCAAAAUUUAAUUAUGACUCAUCUGUUAGAUUGGUUGGGGUUUAAUAAAAAUCUCACUUCAUGGUGCAUGGGAUAGGCGAAGCUUGCACCUGGUGCGCCACUGAUCUUGAAAUAUCGUUCGGUCGACCGAUCCAGAUCGUGUUCAGUCACGACGUUUUACAAUUACAAGCCCGAGACACCUGCAUUCGCGUUGCGGACGACAGAGAAAGACGAGGCCUCGGCUACGUGCCUUGACGGCUCCUUUUAGAGUAAUUACGUCGACCAUGACACAUACUCGGAAACGAUUAAUGCUGCAGGCAAAGUGCGUGUGCGUAGUAAGAAUUCACUCGUGCAUCCCGUAACUCGGAUGUUUAGCUACGUGUAUGCAUUACUGUUACUUAAGGUAUCUCAUUUUACGUCGUAAUAAUUUUCAAUCGUGAUUCGCAUUUCUAUAUUUUCAACUCAACUUUUAACAAUCGUCCCCGUUGUAGAGAAGGAAAAGGCAGCGACGCAGUCGGUCGCUGGUGCACCGUGUACUUUACGUAAUAACAGCACCUUAUUCCGUGCUCGAAUGGACGCCUUUAAAAAGCAUUAAUUGGUGAAAGUGACGCGCUCGCACCUGGCCCCGAGGAUAAACGAAGCCACGUUUUCGAAACCACGCGCAAAUAGGGAAAUGCCGAUGUGGGUGGCGAGUUCGAAAGCGGGAGAGUUCCGACCUCGUGCGAACAGCAAACAGCACCGUAUUCGUGUGGCGUUUAAUUAUUAAAGAAUGUGAAUUUAUUUGAAUGUCUUGUUGAUUCAUUGUUCAUGAAACGCCUGUUUCUUUUUAUUUUUUAAAUACUUCUAGAAGAGCUUCAGGAGGAUAAUAUAUCUUCGCGAGAAGUCCGAGACUCGCUCAUGAAAAAACCACAGGGUACUGCCAGGAAAAAUCGGGGAAACCUUGGAAUUUUCAGGAAAUUUAUUUUAUCUUUGAAAAUUGUGGAAUUAUAUUGAAAGUUGAGAAAAUUUUUAAUAUAUUACUUUCAAGUUUAAAUUUAAUCUUUCUUUUUCCGACAAAAUUAUUUCUUUUAUUCUUUUUAAUUUUUGAUAAUACAAAGUCGAUUCUUGACAAUCGAUUAGCAAUAAAUACAGCGUACACAUACAUGUACAAUUACAUACAUUCUCGCGUGAUUCGCGAAUUUUUAUUAAGAAAUCAAUAACAAUAAGAGACGGUACAUUGUUCUAAAUUGGCGUUGUGUUUCGUAUUCUUUUAUUUAAUGAGUUGCAUUAUUGGGGACAAAUCAUUAUAUGCUAUUCAGUUCAUAUUAUUUCUUUUUCUGAAAUUUAAUACAUUCUAAACUCAAGUAAGACUUUUCUCUGUAUAAUUAAUAAAAGAUACAAUAAAAUUAUUAAGGGCUAGUUGUUUCAACUUCUUGAUCAACUUACCUAUUAGGUAGAUAUGUCUGUUUUUAUUUAAGAAAAACAAAGAUAGACAUGCUAAAAGAUAUAAUAGAAUACAUUUGUUUUAACGUCGCAUUAAAAAAUUUUCUAAUUUUACUUAGAAUUUUAAAUAAAAUUCUUGGAAAAACCGGCAAUUUUUUACACACAAGAUUUACGUACACACCCUGGAACACGGGACUCGCGAGAGACGAGAGAGGAGGGAGACGUCACCGGGAGCAUGAGAUAGGUUGUCGCUGCGUUACACGUAUGUACUUUCAUGUACAGCACCUUACGACGACGUCCUUCGCCAAGAGGGUAACCCAAUACCCCGUGAGAAAAUGAUUCUGCCGUUGUUGUACGACAGCGGCGCAUUGUCUCGCGGCACAUUGUCGGAUGCUUUCUACGAAAGGAAACGCGCUCCGGCGCUUUCCACGCGAUCAGUGGUAGACCUCUUGCUCUCUCAGCCACUAGGUAACAGCCGUUUUUUUUUCUUCUUUUUUUUCGGGAAAGUACGGAAAGUUACGCGACUCGUCAAAGUAGUGAUAUGUAAAAUGGAACAAAAUCGUUCCGUUUUUCGCGGAAAUCUUCGCGACUACGCCAACAGUUAUUUUUAUCGGUGCACGUCAUCCGGAGGAAUUAUUUCUUUAAUUAAAUCGUUCUGCGUUAUGUUUCAAGCCUGCAGCCAUUGCUAUUUUGAACGUGCCUCCGUUACGCGACGUAUUGUAUUUAGUCUCGUUGCAUUCGCAGCGCGAAUUGCACUCUUACGGCUGGAGCUGUAAAUAUUCUUAAUUGCCGCUUCAUUGUCUCUUUGAGAGUACGAUUUCCCGAGCGAAAGUAAUUAUUCAUUCAGUAACACGCCACUUUUAAUUAAUAAGAUAUCCGACAAUACGAAAAUUCCCUGCCGAGCUAGAAUUAAAAAAAAAAAGAGUUCCUAACGCGUCGGAUUGUUACGCAGUUAAAACGGCAUUUAAAAUAUUGAUUCGCUGAAUAAAAUCUGCGCAAAAAUUGCAUUUCCGAAUAGUGAAAGAAACGCAAUUGUAUUUCGGUCGCUUAAAAGAAUAUCGAGAUAAUUAUUUCAGGAGGGGGAGAGCCGUCGUUCUUCUUUUGUCUCCCCUUGGGUCGAGACCCGGUUUCCGCGCGAGGGUGAGGGUCAAUCACGCUGGGGCCUCGGGGGACCGAAAGAGCCAAUAUCUCGAUUCGCCGUUGCGUGCGUGUUCGUACACGUGGGCGUUCGUGGGUACGAAACGCAGCUAGCGCACACAGCUGACUCACUCACUCUCGCUCGAGAGUGGCCGUCUCCUUCCCAAAGCCGCGGCGCGGGGCCGAUUCGCUCGCUUCGUAGUGUAGUGCCGGCCUCGGGACCGGCAGUUUCCCCGCUGUUGCUCGACGAAUGGACGGACACCCCGAGUCGAUUUAUAUCAUUCGCGAAUCGGUGAUCGAUGGUGACGUCGACCGCGGCGAAGGGAGUCGAGUUGGUCGGGCGGAAAAUUCGCUUCUGUUGGAAUUUUAAGGAAACUCAUGGUCUCCGAAAAAGGAGACGGAUUGUAGUGAAUAAUUGCAUACGGACGUAGAGUGCUGUUUAAUGCAUUCGCGGCGGAUGCGGAAUGCAAUUGCGGGUGUCUCGAGGAGUUGCCUUCUCAUGCGAACAAUCGUGUAAGUCGCGCGGAGAGUGACUCGUCAUCUCGGAAGUGCGUAUCGAUCCGCGAGAGAUUCUCGCCUCGUUAUCUCCCCGUACCCGGGAUCCACUACGCGGUUGUAGAACAAGUGCAAGUCAUGGAACGUCCGCCGCAAUAAUUGGCGCUAUAAUUUCUCCGUGGCCGACGCUACGCACACGGUGGAUCCAAUCGGACCGUGCGCGAGCACCGUCGGAAUUCCAUCGCUAUCGAGGACAGAUGCUGGACCCGCGCCAUCGCGGGAGAAUCGCGUUAUCGGGGAGGAAGGAUGCGACGUUGCUGCAUCCCCGACGCAGCUAUUCUCGACCGUUGCGUUCCGCUCACGUCUCGUUGAUUAUCAAUCAACCUGGAAAGAAGAAGACAUCGUGAAGCGGAGAGAACUCGACGGCGAAUAAAUAUCGCGCUUGCUAAUAACGUCGCGCCGCGAAGUCGGUCGCCGAAAUUAAAUUCUGCUCGCCGAAGUCGGACGCGCUCUCCCGGAAGUGAACGCUGCAUGCAUAGUUUCGCGUGGCAGAACUACGACGAGGCACCGGCGAGGACUCGCGGGGAUAUAUCGCAUUACGAAGUCACGACGGUUCACCUGGGAGAUAAAUCUCGAGACGAGGCUGAGAGCGUGAUGAAUCCAAGCGUCGCGAUUAAUUUAUCGCUUAUAACGCGGUCGGGAGUUUUCCUUAUUGAUCGGAUUGAAUUCGGAUGGGAAUCUUUCCGCGAUGAGAAGUAGAGCGGAAAAUUUUUCAUCAGCCAAAUUUUUCAUCUGAGAGACGUGAUGUGCUUUUCAAUUUGAAUCCUCACGACUCGGGGCCUCGAGGAGCGCGCACCGAGGAGAGCCUCGCGAGAAAACGGCGGCGGGAUUGUGUGGCGAGAAAAGGCGAGAAUGGCGAGCGAGGUGAUGCUGGCGCCCACGCCGGCGCCCGCGACGUCCAUACGGGAGAUGGACGACGUCAGGGAUAUGGUUAGAAGCGCGACCGUCACCACGAUUUACGCCAAACAACGUGCCUCCGUAAAAUGGCUCCUAUCGAAGGCAUACAACAAUCGAGUGCCAGAAAAACUCCGCGAUCCUUAUUAUCGUGAUCAUGAGGAACAAGAGCAUUUAAAACCACAGAUCGUUCAUGCGCUUUCCAAUGCGGAGCUCUAUUGCCUCGCGCUUGCCAACAUAUAUUCGGAUCCUAACUAUCACAAUCAGAACCACUACGGGAUCCUGCAAGCCCUAGCAAGGAAAGGCGUCUACGUCACGGAGCAGAACAAUACUCAGCUCACCGAAACGAUCCUCAUUCAAAAUUCACCACUCAAGAUGUCUGCGCAUAUGGCUGUGAUAGAAGGCCUGAUGGUCUUGUAUGCGAAAGAGGUGGUGACGGGGGAUCGGGUGGUCUCGGCGAUACGACGGUUCGAUCCCCAGGUUGAGGUGGACGUGCCGUCGGAUCACGAGAAGGGUCUUUUACUCUGGAUCAAUCACGCGUCGCACGCGUUAAUCGCUAAGAUUCAGAGCGAGGAAGGUGGUGGCGACAAGACGCGGUUGCUCGAGUUACCCGCCGCCAAAGACUUUCAGUCCCUGUGCGAUGGUGUCGGCCUGGCAGCUGUUAUCGCCUUUUACUGUCCUGGUGAGCUCAACUGGAUGGAGAUCAGGGUGUCGAAAAGACCCUCGGUAGCGGACGCGCUUCACAAUCUUUCUCUGGUGCACGCGUUUUGCAUCAAAUGUCUACCCUACUCGAUUUUCCACAUGCAGCCUGAGGACGUCACAUACAUGAGAGGAUCGAUGAAGCAAAACCUGGUAGUUUUUCUGGCUGAUAUGUAUAACGUCCUAGAGAUUCAUCCAGCGAAAUGCGUGCGCUAUCCUGGCGAGGAGCGGGUUAUGCAAUACCUAGAUGACUGCCCGCGCAAUAGUCAUGGCGUAGCUCAUAAGAGAAGCCUGCCACAGUCUAUAGCUCCGAUACCUGAUCUGAGAAGCAACCUCUCCAUAUCCGCGCCAGGUUUCACAGUUACGAAGUCAACACCAAGCAGCACUGUGAGAAAGUCGCAAUCUUUGCAACAAACUGCCGAGUGUCACUCGUAUGAUGACAGGCGCGCAGGUAGUGAGGAGAGUUUUGUAGUGCAUCGUGGCAAAGGCAUUCCCACGCUGAGUUCCGUAGCCGAUGAGAAGUCCUCAGCCAGAACUGAAGCCGCUGGUCGGCCGAGUAACUGGGAGGAACAACGACGGAGUUCCUAUGCCGGACGUCGGUCCAGACGGAACAGUAUCACGGAUGAUUCUCAGUUGACUAUCGAGAAUUUCGGCGGGUCUCAGGAUAAUUUACACAAUUUUGGUAGAAAUCCGGAUAAAGAGCUAGGCACGCACACUGGCAAGCGUAACACCGCCGCCGAGCCAACAUUGCCCGCGCGAUCCAGCGUCCAGGAUGCGUACAGUAGCGGCGUGCAACACAUAAUCGCGGACAAUGGUUACGGUGGCGGCGAGGAGUUUAGAUUGCGACGACAGGCGUCUAACAGCAGUCUGGACAAUAACGUCGCUCUUCGGCAAAUCUUACAUUCCAGCGCAGAGAAUGACAACGGUGCGGAUGGCGGUGGUGGUGGCGACACCCUCACCAAAUUCGCCAGUUUCGCGAACUUGAGCAGGCAGAGCUCUGAAAAGGGGAUCAAUUUCACGUAUACGGAACAAGACGACGCUAAAUUCAAUAGGAAACAUGGUCAGAGUAAUGGCAACGGGAACAACGAGAAGAAAACGACAUUUGCCACUUUGCCAAACACAACUACGUGGCAACAGCAGAGUAAUCAGCAGUCGCAGCAGAUGGAACAACAUUCUAUUGAUGAGAACGGCGGUAAUACCGUAAUGGCCUCGCAACUGAAUAAUAUACGGCUAAAGCUCGAAGAGAAGCGACGACACAUAGAGAACGAGAAGCGAAAGAUGGAAGUUGUUAUGUCGAAGCAGCGGCAAAAAGUGGGAAAGGCUGCCUUUCUACAAGCGGUCACGAAGCUAUACUUGAUGGGUAAGGUUAAAUCUCCUUCCUCGUCAACGUCCGGGGGGGACAGUCCGGCCGAGACAGUCGGUCCCCCCACUCCUGUAACCUCCGGAUCUUCCGGGGCGACCCCAACGAGUGUUUCCGAGGCGGCCCCUGUACCCCAACAACCCCUUCAAGAAAAACCACAGAGACCCUUCUCGCUCAAGGAAAUUAGUGAGGAUGUGCGGGACGUCGAGCACAAGUGGUUGGAGCACGAUGGUAAUGCACCAUUCAUCGAAACCAGACGCACUCCGGAUAUCGAAAAUAUGGAUCCCGAACAGUACCGUCAAUCCAUAACGCAAAUGAACAAUAGUCUGAGUGAGAUUCAAGCGGACAUUCAGCGUUUGGCGAGCCAGCAGAAUCAGAUUCAGCAACAGCACCUGAUGUCACAGCACCAGAAACAGAUGCAGCAGCAGCUUCAACAACUGCAGAGUCUUAGUCAACAGCACAUGCAGACUUAUGGAAUGCCACCAAUGAAUGCGUUAACGUCCAGAUUGCAAGAUCAACAGUCACAAUUUUACCUGCACGAUCAGCCGCAAGUACAGAGGAGAAUGUGGGGCCAGCCGGCACCUGCUCAAAGUCUAGCCAAUGAAAUGGCUGCGGUGGGCUACCAGCAAUCUUUGGAUUCGCGAUUUAGUCCUCAACCUGCUGCUUAUCAGCAGGACAUGCGCAUGUACGCGGAUCCAACGAGGACUUGGGCCGCAUCGCCUCCGACUCAAAAAGGAUUCGUUUUGCACGACACUCAGGAACCAAGGUACCUCAACGGGGAUCAUAGUCUGUGUAAUAAUCAAAUGAGCCACCCCGGUCCGACCAGCGUCUUUCCAACGUCUUCGUCGCUUUUUAACCAAACACAAGCCACAUCUGCUAGUCCGCAACAUCGUAACACCGUUCAUCGAAUAAGUCAGUUAAUUAACGAAAGUCCCGAACCCAAAAGAUCAACUGUACAUCACGUCUCGAUCUCAUGUGAAAGCCCAACGGAGAAAAGGCAAGCUACAGCGUUGCACACUUCAGUACCAGCACCGCCUGUCGAUGAUAUGAAGCCUCAAAAUAUAUCUUUUAUCGGUAAUGACGACGAUCUCGCGCAGGGUAUUCGCGGCUUGAACAUUACGUCGGGUAGUCGUACGUACAGAAUACCAUCGCCAACUAGACCUACAAUAUCACAGAAUUCUUUCCAACCUCAUCCGUCGUUGAGAGAGACGUCGCGUUCGGCUACUCCGGACGUUACGCCUCUUGAUUCUACAGAUACGAACGAGAAAGGAUUCUACAUCUCCUUUGACAAUGACGCUCCCAAGAAACCGAAACCGACCCUUAGAGUAAAAAGAACUUCUCCUAAAAAGGAACAAAACGUAUCACCCUACACCGAAUAUGAAAAGCUUACAAUGCGCCUAGAAUCAUCUCCUACUAGCGCGCUAGAAAGGCAGAAAGAAAUGGAAGCUCAGCGGGAAUUAGAACGGGAAAGAUUACGGCAAAUCGACGAGAGGGAACAGCAGAGAAGAGGGCAAGAAUUGAGGAAUCGGGAAAUGGAGAGGGAACGACAGAAACAGCGCGACAGCAACACAGAAGGCCGACACGCUUCCGGAGUUGGUUUGGUGAUUGGGAAUCAACUCGCGAAUCCUGAUCCGAAUUGUAUGGAUGAAAUGGAGAAAAAGAAAGAGCGGAUAAUGCUGAUGUCGCUGCAGAGAAGGCAAAGGCAGGAGGAAAUGAAGGAAAGAAAGGAAGUCGAAGCCCAAGCACGUAGGGAACAAGAAAAAUUGAAGGCGGAGGAAAGAGCUCGCAAGAAAGAGGAGGAACGGCAACGGCGUGCUGCAAUCUUGGAGCACCAUAAGGUGAAGAAAGCGAUAGAGGAAGCGGAAAGAGAAGGUAAGGUAAUUGACAAGGAGCUCCUGAAUGCAAUAAAUCCAGCAAAAUUACGUAACAAGACUGCAACCGCUCGACCGCGACCCAAAACGAUUCAUGGAGAUGCUGGCGCAGUAUUGGAUUCUGGGGCUCUUACACCUAGUCGCGGAAAGAAAGGUUCUUCUUCCAACUUAAGUACAGCGUCGCUGACCUCUCCGACGAUGAGGCGAGACUACUACCGAGGCUCGCAGGAUAGUCUCACUUCUGCCCAUCUCGAUGACCGACGUUGUUCCGGCCCUCUUUAUCGGGGCGGCAGUCUCAGGGUAUCUUCCGUAGAUUCGCCCGAUGAUGGUAGGGGUUCCUCACCAUGCCGUAGUGUGAAUCAGCUUGGUCGACGCGGCUCCUACAAGACUUCCAGAGAUUCGGACAGCGGUCUGGGCAGAUCGACGCCUCCAAGACGCGCCGCCAGUCCAGGUAUGGGCAGCAUGAGACAUCUGACUUCACCUUCGGGUCCCGGGUCGCUACCACCCGCUCUGAUGACGUCGAAGAAGAGGAUCUACGACGACGGCAGCAGUGACAUCAGCAGCACACCUAGUUCUAUGAUGGACUACAACGGUCCGAGGUUGUAUAAACUGCCGAUAGCCAAGUCGAAUCGCAACAUAAUGUUGAACGCCGUGGAAUACUGUGUCUUCCCCGGCACGGUGAACAGAGAGGCCAAAUCGAGGGUCCUGGAAGAGAUUGGCCGGUCCGAGAGCAAACACUUUCUCAUCCUGUUUCGGGAUGCUGGCUGCCAAUUCCGCGCUCUUUAUUCUUAUUGUCCCGAGAGGGAGGAAGUAGCCAAGCUGUACGGUACUGGGCCCAAACAAGUCAUCGAUAACAUGUUCGACAAGUUUUUUAAAUACAAUUCCAGCGGAAAAUGUUUUUCGCAAGUUCACACGAAGCAUCUGACGGUGACCAUAGAUGCCUUCACGAUACACAACAGCCUUUGGCAAGGUAAAAAGGUGAACUUGCCGAACAAGAAGGACAUACCGCUCGUCAUAUAGUUUUACACAAGUGGUCACACACUUAACAUUAUGCUACUGUGCCCUCUGUUGUUCAUAGUUACUAUUUUAAUACAGGCCCAUAUUAAAUUAAUGCGAAUACGUUGCGUUUUCUUAGUCAAUUUUAUAAGGACAACUGAUCGGUGCUGACCCCCGAAUAAAGAAAUAAUUAUAUCGACGCGCAAAUCCCGCGUUUCACGCACGUCAUUUUCGAAGGGGGUAAAAAAUACUGAAGGAUCGUUGUCACACCAGAAAGAAUGCGUUUCGUUUUUUUUUUUUUGCAUUAUCUGUUUUUCAUUGAGUGUCAGCAUCAAUCACUGUGUCAUAAGAUUAUCUACUUAUAAGUAUGGUUUGUUGUCAAUACAUCUCUAAGGUACAUAUUUUCUUUAAUUUUGCGGACUAACUCUCGUCAUGUAACCGCCUUGUAAUCGUGUAAACCGCUGUAUUACGACUGUGUAGGCGUAUGACUCUCAUGGAUAAGCGCGUGAAAGCUGAUUUUUUUCAUAAAAUUUAUUUUACGGGACGAAGCGAAAAUGAGGGAGGAUGGCAACGAUGCAGCUUGUGUUCUUGUGCGUAAUUUGCAAUUCGCAUAAGUCUCUUUCCAUCCUUCGCUAAGGCUAAGGGUUCUAAAUUAUCCAAUAAUUAUUAUCUAGUGUUGUAUUUGAAACUUUUUAAAGAGUAUAUUAAGAGUAUAUGAUAAAUAUGAACAUGUGAGGGAUCAUUAAUUUUUAAAUGUAUCUUGUGCGCAAAUCAUGACUUUAAACUUGUUUUUAUUUUCUGUAUAGUAACAUGUAAUGCAACCUCGCAAAAUAUAACUUUUCUCUUUUUAUAUCAAUUCCUUUUUUAAUUGUAAAGGAUGUUAUUUUUUUUAAUAUACAUAUACUUGUUCAUUAUAUUUGACCGAUUGAGAUACUCGUUAGUGCUCAAUGCGGCUUGAACGGACGAAGUUGAAUUAAUGAUUUCUCAUACAUUUCUCGCCGCUGACGAUUGUACCGUUUAGUGCGAUUUUUCCAAUCUCUCCUUUUUUAUUUCCGCCGAGAGAGAAACCCUUGCUAACAAGAUUGCGAUGGAUGCAAACGACGACAGUUCAUGUAAAUAAGUUCGUUGCAUAAUUAGUUGAACCACUGAUGAAAGCCUUACGGUAUAUCCAGGCGUGAUACAUACGUUGAAUCCGUUUCUUCCGGCGAGUGAUCACUCGAGCUGCGACAUUGUGCGUUUCAACUCUGUAAUGUAAAAAAAAAAGAAACGCAUGUGAUGUGUGCGCGCGUGCAUUAAUUUAUGCCUAUGCUGAAGAUUUAUCGCAAGCGAUGUGUUUCGUCGAACGGAUUUAGAUAGUUGUCAUUGUGUACAGAAAGUGGAUAUUUGCGUAAGUAUCGUUGCCGCACGGAAAAAGUCGAAGGACCGUCGGGAAGGGAAAGUUCGCAGUGUUUUCUUUUCCCUCCUGAAUACGCUUCAAUUUUUAUCGUUUUGUAAGAGGAAAGUGGAGAAUGGAUGCCGUGUAAACCGUGUUUUUUUUCCCGUAUGUAAUCUUGUGUGAUUUCGCGAAAGUUCAUAAGUUCCCAACCAUGCUCUGCCUUCCUCAAAAGUGAAAGGAAGAAAACAAUAUGAAGCCUUAUGUUAUGAACGAUGUAAUUGGACUAAGUGCGUAAAAAUAUUUAAUGAAUUGACAGUCUGAUUUUUCUUCAAACCGUUUCUCGUUUACUGUACAUUACGUUUUCCCCGUAGAAUUUACCGACAACGCGACACACACAUACCCCGCCGUCUCUCAGCGAAACUUUAGUCAGUCCGAGCGAACAGAGAACGCGGCGGUCCGUAAUUUAUCGGAGGAACUAUUAUAAUUUAUUGUGCCAUAAAUUCGAUGUUCGCUUUUCGUAUAGGACUGGCAUUGGCUUCCUAUCUCGCUGAACGGACUUUUUCAGUCGGAUAUACGUUUCUUUCAUUAUAAUGUUAUAGAGAGGAGACGAAGCUAGAGAUAGGUAGAGACAUUCAAGUAGACAUUUUAUACGACAAUAUCGAGGGUCUAUCGUUUGUACGAUUAUUUUCUAUCUGGUCUUGCGGGAUCCCAUCCCAACAAACGACGUCAUGGACGCUUCCUCUAGGAUCAUUCUCUGAUUAUUUUGUACGAUAAGUUUUCGACUCGGUACGAACAAUCUUGUCGAGUAUAGAUAGACCCUCCAUAUUCUGCGACACGGCGUAACGCAACGUUACAGAAUUACAUUAUUAAUGAUAUGAUUACAAAUACAACACGACAUAUCGAAAUCCCGUGUUUCUCCGAUAGCUGAAACUGCGGAGAGAUAAUUUAUGUAUUUUCAAUUCGCGUGGGAUGUCAUGGUUAGCUUGACGUCGCCCCGCGUUUCGCCGUUCGACCACGUGUAAUGAGAGACUUGAGAUAUUAAACUCCGUCUAGAUUAUAAUAAGAAAGAGAAAGCGAAAGAAAGGAAGAGAAGUUUACCGUUCUAUAUCCGUAUCUGUUGUAAAUUUAUCCGAAUAUGAUGCUAGGGAGAAAGAGCGAUAAGAUAGAGAACCUUAGACUCAGAAACAGUCCGACCUGACAAUAUCGAAUGUGAGGUACGCGCCAUAAAGAAAAAAGAGAAUGUGGAAUCCUUGAGAUGGAAUGCGGUAAGUCCAUGGUGAUGUUUGAAAGGAGAGUGAAAAAGAUAUAUGAAUUGAUUGCAAUUAAUAUAUAUAAAUAUAAAUAUAUACAUAGUCAUUAAUCUUAAGAGCCAGCGAGAAUAAUGGCUUGUGGAAAUGGGAUUGAUUACAGAGUUAUGACGUUAAGAGAGAUCUCUCGAUAUUGGUCGCUUAUGCUUGAUAUUUAUAUUUUUUGAAGAAUAGGUAUUAUUAGUGGGCUGAUGAAAAAAAAGACUUGGAUGCGACAAUUAAAUAACAUUUAAACAAAAAAUGGGAUAGACCGAGACGAUGAAAGGAAGAGAGACGGGAAACCGAAGCACACACACAUACACAAUUGAAUAUCUGCGGCACGAUGUAAAUUUGUACGCCGCAGUUAAAUCGCGCUUACUAAUAAUAAUAAACGAUUAUUGUUACGUAAUAA
Molecule: messenger RNA, 12040 nt
Organism: Monomorium pharaonis (pharaoh ant)
Lineage: Eukaryota; Metazoa; Arthropoda; Insecta; Hymenoptera; Formicidae
Gene: Patronin
Product: patronin
Exons: 26
Coding region: 4000-8991 (1663 amino acids)
Biological process (GO): cytoplasmic microtubule organization; negative regulation of microtubule depolymerization; neuron projection development
Cellular component (GO): microtubule minus-end
Molecular function (GO): microtubule minus-end binding; calmodulin binding; spectrin binding
Source: RefSeq, a predicted model, not a curated record